UAUGAUUUGUCAGCGCUCAUUGAUUCCCUCUUCGUUGAAUUUUUCUCCUCUCCCACGUCCGCCUUCGUUCGAGUGCACUGCACAGCUGCUGACCCCGCACACGAACCCAGCAAACGCACACACACACACGCACACACACACGUGCUGUGCACCGAUACAUCACCACGCACAUCACCAUACAAAAUUGCAAAAGGAAGUCAACAAAGGUACGGGCAUGUUUUUCCAUUCCCGAGCCUGCUGCGUGUCGGCCACGACGCUGCUGCGUGCACACCUCACCACGUCCUCCGCCCACCGACGCCUGCCAACGCCCCCUCACUCAGCAGCAGCAGCAGCAGCGGGAGGCAGCGGCUUCGUGUCCUGCGGCGCCGUCGCUACUUCGUCUCUUACGCUCUUUUCGACGUCGCAGGUCGCGGCGCGUGGAGGCAGCGGUGUGCGCGGCGCCUGCCACAUCCAACAACGCUGCAUCAGCUGGGACCCGCGCACCUGGGGUCGCACCGACAUCGGCCGCAGCUCAAACCCGCAACUGGAGGAGGAGCUGCCGGAGAUCUUUGCGAAUCAGCCCACAGAAGUGGAGGACUACAUCCGCCCUGACAAGAGCCUGUUUGAGCGGCUGGAGGAUUUCUGGGACUGGGCGGUGAGUUUCUUGCAGCCGGUGGAGAAGCAGGUGGAGAUCAUGCGCGGUCUGCGUCACAACGGCUUUAUGGGCAUCGACAUGGGCGGUUGGGGCCACGUUUUCUUUUUCUACGGCCUGUGUAUGCGUCUGCUGACGCUGAUUCCUUCCUUGUACAGCAACCGCAACUCCCUGCGCAUGGCACACAUUGGUCCGCAGAUCUCUGAGAUCACCAACGCGCAGACCAAGGCUAAGAACGACCGGACCCUCUCCUCGGCCGAGAAGCGCGUGAUUAAAGACGGCUACAACCGUAUGAAGUUCGCGCUUUGCAAGAAGCACCAAUGCUCGCAGUGGAAGAGCUUCCUGACGAUGCUGACCGCGCCUGUGACGAUGUCGGCUUUCUUGUCGAUUCGGCGGCUGGCCAUGUACGAGACCGAUCUCGAGAUGGCACCCUUUCUGUGGGUGAGGGACCUGACAAUGCCGGACCCGACCUACCUCCUCCCGGCGAUUUGCGCGGGCAUGUUCCUCUUGAACUUCGAGAUGAACCAGCGCAUGCAGCGCGGCGGCCGCAGCAGCAGUAGCAUGUACAUCCGCUGGGCCGUGCGCGCCUCGUCGGUGGUGGGCAUCUACUUCUUCGCCUCGCAGCCGUCGGCGAUGUUCGCCUACUGGAUCGGGCUGUCCACGAUGGGUCUGCUGCAGCCAAUCUUGCUGCGCUGGCAGCCCUUCCGUGACUUCUUCCAGUUCCCCGACCCCCCGCAGGCGGCGAAGGCGCAGCUGAUUUCGGAGAUUAAGGGCCCCUCGUUGUAUGAGCGGCUGUUUGCGACGCAGGAGGAGAAGGUGCGGCUGGAGGAGGCGCGAAAGGCGGAGCGGGCGAAGCGGAACGCGACUCGCAUUGAGACGGUCGACGACUACGAAGUCGUCUUUGACGACGACGGCAGCGACAAGUUCAAAGGGAAGCGCAAGUAA
Leptomonas pyrrhocoris is the source of this 1576-nucleotide messenger RNA. RefSeq lists its product as hypothetical. Lineage: Eukaryota; Euglenozoa; Kinetoplastea; Trypanosomatida; Trypanosomatidae. Gene Ontology annotation, molecular function: membrane insertase activity. Gene Ontology annotation, biological process: mitochondrial respiratory chain complex IV assembly; protein insertion into mitochondrial inner membrane from matrix. The transcript has a single exon. Gene Ontology annotation, cellular component: mitochondrial inner membrane. The record is from RefSeq and is a predicted model, not a curated record. The coding region runs from base 215 to 1576 and encodes 453 amino acids.